AUGGGUAAGCGGUGCGUGAUCUACCCAAGGUCCUUCGGAGAAGAAGAAAAAGUAAUGGGCAGUAGUCAAGGCCCUUCGGAGAAGAAGAAGAAGAAGAAGAAAAAUGUUGGCAAUAAGAAAGAUUGUGUUGGCCCAUCAAAGGACGUAAAUAUGGUGGACUGGAAGAAAAAGAAUAGUGGUGAUUCUAAAAAGUCAGACAAUGUCCAAAAGAAGAAAGUCUUUUAUUAUGGAUGCUUUCUCUGCGGUGGCCUUCAUCAUGCCAAAGACUGCCCCCAAGAAGGAGAAAGAAAGAACCCUCAUUGCUAA
Molecule: messenger RNA, 306 nt
Organism: Ilex paraguariensis (yerba mate)
Lineage: Eukaryota; Viridiplantae; Streptophyta; Magnoliopsida; Aquifoliales; Aquifoliaceae
Source: the annotation of a GenBank genome assembly